ACUGGGUCAUACACGACCCUGAGCAACCGCGUGUCCGAGGCCCAGGUGCCCUCUCGGGCCAUAUGGUUCUUGCCCCUAUCGGCUUAGCUAUUGCAGUCCGCCACUGUCCUCCAAGCCUUCCCACCACCCCCAUCCAGCCAGAACCCGAGUUGGGGGAGGGAACGGUCUGAGAGUCGGCAGCUGGCGCCAGGGCGGCCGGACGAUGCCGAGGGGCCCGAGCCGGGCGGGCCCGAGGCCGAGGCGCGCGCUACUCCCGUCUCCUACCCAUUGAGUCCCGCCACCCUCCGGACUCGCCGUCCCUGGGCCCUUGGUCCCCCGGGCUUCUGCCAGUGAUUCUCAUUCUCAACUGCCGCGUCCCUCCCCUCCCUGCCGCGGUGCGUGUGUCCGCUGCGGUCUCGGCCCAGAUCCCCGGCCGCGGCCGUUGGCCAUGGAGGUGGCGCCGGAGCAGCCGCGUUGGAUGGCGCACCCCGCGGUGCUGAACGCGCAGCACCCCGACUCGCACCACCCCGGCCUGGCGCACAACUACAUGGAGCCCGCGCAGCUGCUGCCUCCCGACGAGGUGGACGUCUUCUUCAACCACCUGGACUCGCAGGGCAACCCCUACUAUGCCAACCCAGCCCACGCGCGGGCGCGCGUCUCCUACAGUCCGGCGCAUGCCCGCCUGACUGGAGGACAGAUGUGCCGCCCACACUUGUUGCACAGCCCUGGUUUGCCCUGGCUGGACGGGGGCAAAGCAGCCCUCUCUGCGGCUGCUGCACACCACCACAACCCCUGGACCGUGAGCCCUUUCUCCAAGACGCCUCUGCACCCCUCCGCUGCUGGAGGCCCUGGAGGCCCACUCUCUGUAUACCCAGGGGCCGGGGGUGGGAGUGGGGGAGGCAGCGGGAGCUCAGUGGCCUCCCUUACCCCCACUGCAGCCCAUUCUGGCUCCCACCUCUUCGGCUUCCCACCCACACCACCCAAAGAAGUGUCUCCAGACCCCAGCACCACAGGGGCUGCCUCCCCAGCCUCCUCUUCUGCAGGGGGUAGUGCAGCACGAGGGGAGGACAAGGAUGGUGUCAAGUACCAGGUGUCACUGACAGAGAGCAUGAAGAUGGAAAGUGGCAGUCCCCUGCGCCCAGGCCUAGCUGCCAUGGGCACCCAGCCUGCCACACACCACCCAAUUCCCACCUACCCCUCCUAUGUGCCGACUGCUGCCCACGACUACGGCAGUGGACUCUUUCACCCCGGAGGCUUCCUGGGUGGCCCGGCCUCCAGCUUCACCCCUAAGCAGCGCAGCAAGGCACGUUCCUGCUCAGAAGGCCGAGAGUGUGUCAACUGUGGGGCCACAGCCACCCCUCUCUGGCGGCGGGACGGCACCGGCCACUACCUGUGUAACGCCUGUGGCCUCUACCACAAGAUGAACGGGCAGAACCGGCCGCUCAUUAAGCCCAAGCGGAGACUGUCCGCCGCCAGAAGAGCCGGCACCUGUUGUGCGAAUUGUCAGACGACAACCACCACCUUAUGGCGCCGAAACGCCAAUGGGGACCCGGUCUGCAACGCCUGUGGCCUCUACUACAAGCUGCACAAUGUUAACAGGCCUCUGACCAUGAAGAAGGAGGGGAUCCAGACCCGGAACCGGAAGAUGUCCAAUAAGUCCAAGAAGAGCAAGAAGGGGGCAGAGUGCUUCGAGGAGCUGUCCAAGUGCAUGCAGGAGAAGUCGGCCCCCUUCAGCGCUGCCGCCCUGGCCGGACACAUGGCACCUGUGGGCCACCUCCCACCCUUCAGCCACUCAGGACACAUCUUGCCCACCCCAACACCCAUCCACCCUUCUUCCAGCCUCUCCUUUGGCCACCCUCACCCAUCCAGCAUGGUGACCGCCAUGGGCUAGGGACGGCCUCCCUCUGAGCAGUCAGACGGAUAUUGAAGAGGGCAGCUGGUGGAGCCAGGCCUGACACUCCCAACAUGGGUGGACCAAACCCUUAGCUGCACACCCUUCCCAAAGACUGACAUCACUCCUGUCAGGCCUGCCAGAGCCCAGCGCCUCCUCUCCUGGGAGGCCGCCUCAUCAGCCUGCCGACAGUUACUGUGAAUAUCCCUAACUGGGCCGAGAGGCUGCCUCCUCACCUACUGCUGGCCAGGUGGGGCUCCUUCAUGGACAAUUGUUUGGAAAGCAAGAAGGACAACUUUAUGAAGAGAAAAGGAGGGGACAGAGAACAGACGGAGGCAACCGUUGUUUGAAGGCAAAAGGAAUAGGCAAAAAAAUAAUUUAUUUUGCUCUUCUUUCUAAUAAGGACUUGGAGACUUGGAGGUCUGAGCUGUCCUGAGUUCUCCUGGUUCUUCCUUGGGUCUGAUUGCCACUUGGCCAUUCUGCUGGCCAGGGCUCUGGGGGGCAGAACUGGGGGGACCUCAGCCCACACCCCUUUUCCUCUGGCCUUCCUCUCUGAAACAGCUGAACUGCAGGCUCUGCUGAGCCAAGGCCAGAGGGGCCGAGGCCCAGGGAGGGUGAGCGGGUGCCUGCCCUGAUGGGCUGGGCCCUAGAGGGCAGAGACAAUCACGGGCAGUCCUGCGCAGAUUCCCAGGCCAGGGCUGGGUCACAGGAAGGAAACAACAUUUUCUUGAAAGGGGAAACGUCUCCCAGAUUGCUCCCUUGGCUUUGUGGCCAAAGCUCGUAUGACUGUGUCCCCUUAACUGGCCCAAGCCACAGCCUGCCUUCUUUGCCAGGUGGACCCCUGUAAAUACAUCCUUUUUCUGCUUACCCCACACCCACUCCCCUCCCACUCUGAGAUAAAAGAAAAAAUACUAAAAACAAAACAACUGCAUAAGUUUAACUCACCGAUGAGUUAGUUGUUUUAUUUUUAAGCUCUUUUUGGGUCCAGUCAAUUGUACGUUGCCACGGAAGCCCUGCUACGGAAAGGAAUAAAACCUACAAACCGAGGUUGAAACUUUGCAAUUAUUUCUGGAAAAGUUCUUGGAUAUCACAGCCCUAAAAAACGAAAGCUGGGGGCCGGGGAGGGGCCUCUUCUGCUCUGGGUUUCCGGGGGCUGGUUGGGUUUGCCGGCCUGGUCGGAGCUGGGGCGGUCAGGACAGGGCUGAAGGAGAGGCCCAGUGCCUGCUGGAGUCCCUGGUUCUGCUUUGCUGUGGCUGUCUGGAUCCUUCCCAAGGUACAGCUGUACAUAAUGAAUCCCGAGCUUAGAUUCUGUACGCGGUGAUGUCGGGGUGCGGUGGCCGGCAGGGGCAGGGGGCCCUGGCCCGGGAAGAACAUUGUGCUGAUGUAGUCGACCAAGUGCAAUAUGGGCAGGCGAUCGCUGCGGGGAGCACCACAGGCAGAAGUAACUUAUUUUGUACUAGUAUCCGCAUAAAAAGAGAAUUGGCAGUAUUUUCUGUUUUUAUGUUUUAUUUGGCUUGUUUUAUUUUGGAUUAGUGAACUAAGUUAUUGUUAAUUAUGUACAACAUUUAUAUAUUGUCUGUAAAAAUUGUAUGCUAUCCUCCUAUUCCUUUAAAGUGAAUACUGUUAAGAAUAAUAAAAUACUUUUUGUGAAUGCC
Otolemur garnettii (small-eared galago) is the source of this 3525-nucleotide messenger RNA. RefSeq names its product GATA binding protein 2 (gene GATA2). Gene Ontology annotation, molecular function: DNA-binding transcription factor activity, RNA polymerase II-specific; zinc ion binding; RNA polymerase II cis-regulatory region sequence-specific DNA binding. The record is from RefSeq and is a predicted model, not a curated record. The transcript is spliced from 7 exons. The coding region runs from base 428 to 1870 and encodes 480 amino acids. Gene Ontology annotation, cellular component: nucleus. NCBI's taxonomy places the organism in Eukaryota, Metazoa, Chordata, Mammalia, Primates, Galagidae. Gene Ontology annotation, biological process: positive regulation of angiogenesis; positive regulation of miRNA transcription; cell fate commitment.